AACUGACCCUCUGUGGGGUCAGGAGGGCUGUGUGGGACAGGUUGUGAAAUAAAUAACAAUAAUCAUUUGUUUAGUUUUUGAGAGUUCUUAAUUCAGGCGAGAAUAUUCGAAAAAUUGUUUUGGUUACGUGCACAGUGCUAAAAACGCAGCAGCAAUGGAGACAGCGCAAUCGAAAGUAAGUUGUGCAACAUCCCCGUGGGGCAAGUUGAGUCAACCAGCUGAAACGGUUUCUUUUGCGGAUAUUAUGUCUGAACAAUUAGCGAGGGAUUUACAACUGAAAGAAGAGGAAACCAUCUAUAACGAUACAUCAUCACAACCUACAUCUGCAACGCCAGAACUGAUCGCAAAUUCUCCUGAUUGUGAUAGUGAUCGCGUGAUUGCGCAAAUGUUACAAGUACAGUUCCAUGAAGAAUAUGACAAAAUGUUAAGAAGAACGGAAAAUAAGUUCAAUGGUACGUCAAAAGUGUCAGUGUCCUUUUCAAAUUAUAGAAUAAUACCAGAUAAUCUUGCCCAAGAUAGUGACUCGGAUGAUUAUGACAUCGAUGAUAAACACAGGGUAUGGGACAGUUUUGUGAAAUCAGACAAAGCCUUUAAAGAAAUGCCUAAGUGCGGCUAUAAGAAACAAGGCACGGAAAUGGUUACAAAGCACGACAUAGAAAUGUCAAGUCGCAGAAAUGCGUCCCGAGUAAAGGACUUCCCACCAGAAUUUCACACUGGUGACGGCGGAGGGUUUGAUAUGCAACUUUCAAACAAGGUAUUUAACAGUUUAAAAGUCUACUCACGUAAUGAACAGGCAAGAAGGAAUAGACUCACCGAUAAGUGUGACCAGGCAACGGCAGAGUUGGGUGUGGACCCGAAAACACGUUUACUUUUGUACAAGUUAGUGAAUCAGGAAAUUUUGGAGAGAGUGAAUGGGACUUUGAGCACGGGGAAGGAAGCUGUGGUUUUGCAUGCCGAUGGAGGAUCAAACACUGAGUGUGUGGCUCCGAAGGAGUGUGCCGUUAAAGUAUUUAAAACCACUUUGAGUGAGUUCAAAACUCGUGACAAGUACAUACAGGAUGACUUCCGUUUCAAAGAUCGCUUUUCAAAACAGAAUCCCCGGAAAAUUAUCCACUUGUGGGCAGAGAAAGAAAUGCACAACUUAAUUCGCAUGCAGAAGGCAGGUAUUUUGUGUCCAGAAGUUGUAAUUUUCAAGAAGCACAUUUUAGUGAUGUCGUUCAUCGGAGAAAAUCAUAUGCCAGCACUGAAAUUGAAAGAAGCAAAUUUAAAGUGUGCCGAGUUGAGUCUUGCAUACGAGGAUUGUAUAUCGACUAUGAAAAAGUUGUAUAAUGAUGCUCAUCUUGUACAUGCUGAUCUUUCAGAGUACAAUAUCCUGUGGCGUCAAGGGAAGUGUUGGUUUAUUGACGUCAGCCAGGCCGUGGAAAGAAAUCAUCCUCGGGCAUUAGAAUUUCUCUUCAGGGACUGUACCAAUAUAUCAAUUUUUUUUACUAAGAAGGGACUGUCUGAUGUCGCUUCCCCGGAAGAAAUAUUCAAGGAAGGUGGAACAGCUGUCUCAGAAGAUGGACCAAUGUCAAUGGAUAAAGCCCAAGAUUUUGAGAGAAAUGAGGAGUUAUUAACUUUUGAUCAGGCGGAGAAAGUGUAUUCAUUUGAUUAUUGUUGGGAAAAAUCAAAGCCAUAGGAAAUGUGAGGUAACUGGGCAGAAGUGCAAUAUUUAUGGAGCUGUUUUUUAAGAUGUCUGUGGGAAUAUAUGCCAUUGGUCAAAACGGUAUCUAAAAAGCAGAAUUCCACAUUAUGCAUUUUGUAACUUAUCAGUUUUUGGAAAGACUCAUGGAAGAACAUGCACUAAUUAUGACCAUUUCUAUUUUUUCCUACAUUUAUAUUUCUGUUAAGAAUAUCAGGGAACUUUUAAUUUUUCUGUUAGUUACAUCCUACUCAAUUCUUUAUGCGAAACGCAUUUGCUUGAUCAUUUAAAGUUCCUUAAAUGUUCUAUCUCACAAAAGACUUGGAAAUGGAUGUUGUGUGUACAAAUGUGUAAGAACUUGUAAAAUAAAUAAAAAGUAUUAUUUCUUUUU
Molecule: messenger RNA, 2072 nt
Organism: Schistocerca gregaria
Lineage: Eukaryota; Metazoa; Arthropoda; Insecta; Orthoptera; Acrididae
Product: serine/threonine-protein kinase RIO3-like
Biological process (GO): protein phosphorylation; maturation of SSU-rRNA
Cellular component (GO): preribosome, small subunit precursor; cytosol
Molecular function (GO): protein serine/threonine kinase activity; ATP binding
Source: RefSeq, a predicted model, not a curated record